Messenger RNA from Procambarus clarkii (red swamp crayfish), 952 nucleotides. The record is from RefSeq and is a predicted model, not a curated record. NCBI's taxonomy places the organism in Eukaryota, Metazoa, Arthropoda, Malacostraca, Decapoda, Cambaridae.
AUGGCGGUUGGGGAAAAGUCAUUACAAGAGAGCGAGUUUGGCACUAACGAAGUCAUGCGAGGCCUCCAAAUAUACCGGAUGUUGACAGACGACGGUGUACGAACGGAGCCACCUGGUAAAUCUAUGUGGAAGAAAUUGACAGGUGGAUUCUUCGUGGAGGUUGGCGCCGUGGACGGAGAGUUCCUUAGCAACACUUUGUUUUUCGAGAGAAACCGCAACUGGACGGGGCUUCUCAUAGAGGCUUUCCCGCAGACUUACCAGGAACUUCUACAGAAACACAGGAAGGCUUACUCAGUAAACACGGCCCUGGCUAUUGGCAACGUUUCCGCUGAAAUUCACUUUGCAUCCACUGGAGAAAAAGGAGUUCUAGGUCAAAUCAGUAAGAACAGCAGCCUUACCUAUAAAACCAAGGCUCUCCCUUUCUACUCCAUCUUGUUGGCGCUCAACGUGACGCAAAUUGAUUUUUUCUCCUUGGACAUUGAAGGAUCUGAGAUGAAGGUAUUGAGAACGAUCCCCUGGGACAAGAUCAAGAUCCGCCUUAUGUGUGUGGAGAUCAACCACAUUCCUGAGGGCUUCCAGACUCUUCUUGAAUUCAUGAAGAAACAAGGCUACAAGUUCCUGGGUAUUAGAAGUAUUGACGCCUGGUUCGGUUGGCCAGCUCUCUUGAAUCAAACAAUGAACAUUGGAUAAAAGUUUCAUAAACCAUUAAGUCAUGCUCAGACUGAUUUAUUCUUGUUCUAUGAUGAAGAUUGGACGAGGUGUAAUGCAUAACUUUAUGGUACACGAAUUUCUUCACUAAAACUAUACAAAAUGUCUUGCACGAGUUACACCGGCUUGAUACUAUGAAGAUGCCAUUUUCUAAUGCAUUACCAUGACUGGUCUACAUAUUCCAUUUUCAUAAAACAUUUCAUUGUAUUAUAGUGCCAAUAUUAAAAAAUUUCCAUAUACUUAU